Molecule: messenger RNA, 1416 nt
Organism: Stylonychia lemnae
Lineage: Eukaryota; Ciliophora; Spirotrichea; Sporadotrichida; Oxytrichidae
Source: the annotation of a GenBank genome assembly
AUGGAAUCCAAAGAUUCAGCCGCUCACGUUGACGAUCACUACGAUGCUUGGUUCGUUAAGGGACUUCAGGAGUUCGUCAGAGUACCAAAUCUUACAAUGAUGGCAGACAAGGACUUCGCCACCAACGGUCUCAUCUAGCAAGCUAUGGAGGUUGUUGAUAGUUACAUCAACAAACUCGAAGUUUCAGGCAUCACUAGACAUGUGUUCCAUCCUGAGGGUUCAAAUCCACUCGUUGUUUAUGUCGUAGAAGGAAGUGAAGGUGCCACUAAGAAUGUUAUGUUUUAUGGUCACUUGGAUAAACAACCUUGGGGAGCUGGCUGGGAAGAAGGUCUUGCCCCCAAUGAUCCUCAAAUUAGAGGCGAUUACAUGUUCGGUAGAGGAUCCGCUGAUGAUGGUUACUCUGCUUUUGCCACUAUGCUUUCAGUCAAAUCUGUUUAGCUUGCCGGAGGAAAACUGCCCAGAAUUGUGCUAGUUCUUGAAACUGAAGAAGAAUCUGGUAGUCCAAACUUGAUCCCUCUUUUAAACCUAGCAGAGGGAGUGAUUGGCAAGCCAGAUGCCUGCUUCUGUAUGGAUUCAGGUGCCUUAGACUACGACUAACUUUGGUUGACUUCAUCACUCAGAGGAGUCUGCAAUAUGGAUGUUACCAUUGAGGGAGGUAAAGUUGGAUAUCACAGUGGAGAAACUGGUGGUAUCAUUCCAGAAACCUUCAGAGUUGCCAGAGCUCUCCUCAACAGACUAGAUAACUGUGACACAGGUAGAGUGACAGAAGAACUUCAAGUAGCAGUACCAGACUUCAAGCAGCAAGAAGCUGAAAAUCUUGCAAAGAUGUUUGGUGAUAAAUUAUUCACUAAAUACGAUCUCCAUGAAGGUGUACAAUGUGUUGAACAAGACAACAUCCCAGAGAUGUACCUAAAUAAUGUCUGGAGACCAAACCUUUCAGUCACUGGUGCUGAGGGACUUCCACCUAUUGCUGCCGCUGGUAAUGUUUUAAGACCAAAGACCACUCUUAGAUGCUCAAUGAGACUCUGCCCAAAUACCGAUCCAUCUGAUGCUAAGAAAGUCAUGACUGAAAAACUAACUUCAGAUGUUCCUUACAAUGCCAAGGUUACAAUCGAUAAUUGCCAUGCUGGUCCAGGCUGGUGUCAAAGAUAGCUUGAAGACUGGUUACACAAUUCUCUUAAUGAGGCUGGUCAUAAAUUCUUCAAUGGCAAAGAUUAUGGUUCCUACGGUGAAGGUGGCAGUAUUCCUUUCCUUAAGGAACUUUAGAACAAGUACCCUGACACUCAAAUCGUAGCUAUGGGAAUAGUUGGACCAGGAGCCAAUAUUCACGGUCCUAAUGAGAACAUUAACUUGGCUUGUGCUAGAAAGAUUGUUAAAACUCUUGCUCAUGUCAUCAACACAGCAGGAAAUCUUUGA